Fraxinus pennsylvanica is the source of this 327-nucleotide messenger RNA. NCBI's taxonomy places the organism in Eukaryota, Viridiplantae, Streptophyta, Magnoliopsida, Lamiales, Oleaceae. The record is from the annotation of a GenBank genome assembly.
AUGCCAGAUGCCACCGAGUCUGGUUUGGUUUUGUUAAUGAUCUGUCAAGACGAGGUUUCCUCGCUAUAUAAUCUACCAGACGACGUGAAGGAAGGGCACUUUGCUGUCCAUACAGUCGAUGAUGGUGAAUCAAGGAGGUCUAUAAUAGAGUUAAGUUACUUAGCUCACCCAGGUUUUCUGAAACUUUUGCUGCAAGCAGAGGAAGAAUUCGGUUUUAGACAAAACGGUAUUCUUGCUGUCCCUUGUGAUUAUGGUGACCUCCAAAGACUUGAAAGCAAAGAGAGUUCGGAUAGUGAUUCAAUAGUCUGUCGUUUCACUCUCGUGUAG